Puntigrus tetrazona (Sumatra barb) is the source of this 5123-nucleotide messenger RNA. RefSeq names its product leucine-rich repeat-containing protein 7-like. Gene Ontology annotation, molecular function: protein binding. Gene Ontology annotation, biological process: neurotransmitter receptor transport postsynaptic membrane to endosome; neurotransmitter receptor transport, endosome to postsynaptic membrane. The record is from RefSeq and is a predicted model, not a curated record. Gene Ontology annotation, cellular component: postsynaptic density; postsynaptic membrane; adherens junction. NCBI's taxonomy places the organism in Eukaryota, Metazoa, Chordata, Actinopteri, Cypriniformes, Cyprinidae.
CCUCUCCUCUCCUCCGAUCACCCCCACUGAUGAUCCUGCUCUCCGGUUCCGGGGACAGAGUCUCGCGCUGCGCUCGUGCGAGCCCGAGGAACUGGAUCCGCUAUUUCGCCGCGCGCCGGAUUUUUAAUCCAUUCAGCAGAAAUAAGGGACAAGAUGGAUAGAAUGCAAGAAGACGCGCGCGGGCCGUAGCUACAGACUCCCGUCACGACAUGUCACUUGUCAUGACAGAGACGUCUAUGGGCUUCAUCGAAUAUGCGUAACGAGAGAAGCAGACACGAUUUAAUCGUUGGCAAUGAACUUGAAUUUCCAUUCCUCCACAUUAACGGGAGGGAAUGGCUCAAUACACAGAUUCCUAAAUGCUUUGGAACAUAAUUCUUUUUUCGCUUGAUCUCAGUAAGACAUCAGUAGAGCAGUCUGUCAGUGCUCAGCGCAUUAUGUCCGUUCAGUGCUGCAUUGAUGUAAGGGAAACGCUGGAGCGGAGGACAGACCGAAGCGUCGUGUGAUGUGACUCGUGUCUCUGGGAUUAGCCUACUGCUGGAGUACCAAACAAUCUGUAGAAAUAGUCUAAUGGACAAUUACUCAACGCUUCAGUUGCAGUGUCUGGAGAUGACUACUAAGAGGAAGAUCAUCGGCCGCCUGGUGCCCUGUCGAUGCUUCCGGGGGGAGGAGGAGGUCAUCUCAGUGCUGGAUUAUUCCCACUGUAGCCUGCAGCAGGUCCCUAAGGAGAUCUUCAGCUUCGAGCGCACGCUAGAGGAGCUCUACCUUGACGCCAACCAGAUUGAGGAGCUGCCUAAGCAACUCUUCAACUGUCAAGCACUCAAGAAGCUGAGCAUGCCUGACAAUGACCUCUCCAACCUGCCAACCACCAUCGCCAGCCUUGUGAAUCUAAAGGAAUUAGAUAUUAGUAAAAAUGGUAUUCAAGAGUUUCCAGACAACAUCAAAUGCUGUAAAUGUCUAUCAGUUGUGGAGGCCAGUGUAAAUCCUAUAGCCAAGCUCCCAGACGGCUUCACCCAGCUCCUCAACUUGACACAGCUCUUCUUAAAUGACGCCUUCCUUGAAUACCUGCCUGCCAAUUUUGGGAGAUUAUCUAAAUUACGGAUCCUGGAACUUCGUGAGAAUCAUCUGAAAACUAUGCCAAAGUCAAUUCAUAGGCUGUCGCAGCUGGAGCGGUUAGACUUGGGAAGCAAUGAAUUCUCUGAACUGCCAGAAGUAUUGGAGCAGAUCCAUAGUUUAAAAGAGCUGUGGUUGGACAACAAUUCAUUACAAACCAUACCAGGGUCUGUUGGGAAACUGAGGCAGCUGCGAUAUCUAGACUUGGCUAAGAACAGGAUUGAGAGUCUAGAUGCAGAUAUCUCUGGCUGUGAGUCCUUAGAGGAUCUCCUCCUCUCCUCCAACAUGCUGCAACAGUUACCUGAUACAAUAGGAAAGUUGAAAAAGUUGACAACAUUAAAAGUUGAUGACAACCAGCUCACCUCACUGCCUAACACCAUUGGAAGUGCACGUGGCAAAACCGGUUUAUCACUUUUAGAGGAGUUUGACUGUAGCUGUAAUGAACUGGAAUCCCUGCCUCCCACCAUUGGCUACCUGCACAGUCUUCGGACAUUUGCGGCCGAUGAGAACUUCCUGUCUGAGCUGCCCAGGGAGAUUGGAAACUGCAGGAAUGUUACGGUCAUGUCCUUGCGCUCCAAUAAACUAGAGUUUCUGCCUGAUGAAAUUGGACAGAUGACAAAGCUACGUGUUCUCAAUCUAAGUGACAAUAGGUUAAAGAAUCUUCCCUUCACUUUCACUAAAUUGAAAGAUCUUGCUGCACUCUGGUUAUCUGACAAUCAGUCCAAGGCCCUUAUCCCCCUUCAAACAGAGGCUCACCCUGAGACCAAACAGAGAGUCCUUACUAACUACAUGUUUCCUCAGCAGCUGCACGAUGAGGAUUACCAGUCUGACAGUGACAGCUUUAAUCCCACUCUCUGGGAAGAACAGAGACAGCAGAGGAUGACUGUGGCAUUUGAGUUUGAGGACAAGAAGGAAGAAGAGGACAACUCAGGAAAAGUGAAGGUUGAGAUUAAUCUGAAGCGCUACCCCACCCCUUACCCAGAAGACCUAAAGAACAUGGUGAAGUCAGUGCAGAAUCUGGUGGGUAAAACCACUCACCCCCUCAACACUGAAAAAUGCUCUUCUGGGACCAAUAUGGAGCUCCACAGCCAAGACAAGUAUGAGCCCAAGUGGCCCAUUGCUCCGAAAGAGGUGACAGAACGAGAGGUCAAAGACUUCUCAAAACCACCAAUGUCCGAUCAAGGCGUCAUCCUCAACUCAGCCAUUGACAUCCCAAAACGCAAAGACAAAGAGGAUCUGACUGAGAGCUCGGAAAUUUCUUUACAUCGCGUCGUUCCCAAGCCGCAACAGCCAGAGAAUACGAGCCUGGCCGUUACUUCCUCUUCCUGUUUCUGCCUCAUAGACUCCAUGGGAGGCUCCCCUAAUGAUAUCCGAAUUUCUGACAUGCGGCCGACUUUGGUAGAGCCACCAAUGUACAAACCAAAGGUUGUGUUACUGGGCAAGGAAAAAAAAGAGUCCACCGAUGAGUCUGAGCCGGACAAAAUGCAUUGUUUGAACAACAGCGGAUCAUCUGCCACUUAUUCAGACUACUCACCCUCCCAGGGAUCGUCUGGCUCCUCCAACCCACCUGGAAAUGUCAGUAAUCUGCAAACAUCUGGGAAAGAGGGGCCAGCACAGACUCACUGGACCAACAGGCUGGCUCAGUCUUUUCCAAAGCCCAUUGAAAGCAAGCCCCUUCUGAGCCAGAGGGAAACACCUCCAUCCAGCACGCUGCAGCAGCGAGGUGAGAGGCGGCCACUGAGCGACACCUUUGACAGCUGGAACGACGCCCCCCACUACGAUAACACAGGGUUUGUCGCAGAGGAGACGCCUCUUGACACUCCGAGCAGCAGCGCUGGAAACCCCAUGCUAGGCUCAAAGCCCCGGAGUGCCUCGAUGGCGCAUGGCCGACGGCCUCUCAUGAGACAAGAGCGCAUUGUGGGAGUCCCUCUAGAGCUCGAUCAGUCGCAGCUCACGUUCCACACUGUUCGCACCACCCCUGAAACUGAAGUGCCUGCUCCCUCUAACCCCUGGCAGAACUGGACGAGGACUCCCAGUCCCUUCGAGGACAGGACAGCUUUCCCUUCAAAGUUGGAAAUUACUCCAGCCAACAGCCCCAAUCCUGAUCGCAAGGACUUUGAACAGGAGAUGGGGGAACUACCCGGCACUUUUCCCUCAACUAGAGCCUGGGGGUUUCUGGACUCUACGGACUCAGGGACGGGACGAGGUCAUCCCAACAUUUCUGCGCAUAUCCAGGGCGUAAAAGAACCAAACAAAGUAGGCACUAUGGUCAUCAGCAAGAGUUCUGAAAGACUUUCCCCAAUGAUGAAGGAGGUAAAAGCGAAAUUCAAGAAAUCACAGAGCAUAGAUGAAAUCGAUAUGGGGUCGUAUAAGGUUUACAGCAUUCCCUUGGACAGCUACAGUUCUAGCAUAGAAAACCAGGGAAGUGUUGAUAGAGCGGACCUACCUGUACCUCUAGAACAGAGCAUGUCCAGGAGCCAAUCUGCUCCAAUGCUGGACGACGAUCUGGAUGGCUUUGGUUCGAAAAUCUCUCAGCAACAGAAGCCAGCCAUCCCAAAAAAAGUUUACCAUUUUGACCAAAGCUUCAACCCACAAGGAGCCAUGGAUGUUAUGAAAGCGGAGAGGAGAGUUCCUCCACCGUUCCCUAAUGCCCCUGAAUACGUGAACCAACCUGGGAAGACGUUGCCAAAGGAACUUGUGAGCCCGAGAGGCUACCGAGGCUAUCCACCAAUGGAACAGAUGUUUUCAUUUGCUCAGACUGCAGUCACCGAUGACGCCAUCAAUCAACAGCUCUCGGUCCAGCCCCAGCGCUCCAGGCCGGGCUUUCUGAGGCGCGCUGACUCUCUGGUAAGUUCGACUGAGAUGGCGCUGUUCCGCAGAGUAGCUGAAAGCCAAGAACUGCAGCUGGCGGAGCACUACAACAGGUCUCAACAGAGCAUGCUCGAUCAACAGAACAGCUUGGCUACCAUCACUGACGCCCAAUUCCAUAAGAGGAACGGUAGGUAUGACGAAGACUACUCGUCUUAUCAAGAACCCAAAAAGCCCAUCAUGGGUUACCCCACCAAGAGUCUGACGCAACGUCGCCCCCUGUCUGCACGGAGCUACAGCACAGAGACAUAUGGGGCAUCUCAGGCAAGGCCAGUGUCUGCCCGACCCACCAUGGCUGCGCUGCUGGAGAAAUUGCCUUCAGAUUACAAUCUUAGUACGUGCACUGAGAAGAGCCCUGAAACUGACAUGAAGAUGAGACCUAUCCCUCAGAAACAAGAGGACCCCACCUCCAAAAUGCCAGUAGAUUGGAGACAGCAGCUGCUUAGACAUAUUGAAGCAAAGAGGCUAGACCGGAGCGCUGUCCUUAAGCACAACACAGUAAACUUCGGCAUGCUGUACUCUGGAGGCUAUGCUGCACCGCAUGCCAGCAGAAGCAUGACAAUAAACUUUUACAAUAACACAAAGCAUGAAAACCAAACAACUCAGUGGCUACCUCUACCAAAUACACCUUCACAACAGAGCAAUAUUUUAGAUAAUGGACAAGAGGUGGUUUCCCCAAGUAGCCAGUGGGCCCCGUAUUCACUGGGAAGAAGAGACGUGCCACCAGAGAACAUGAAUGUCAUCAAAAGCGCCAUUAAAGUUUUGCCUAAUGUUUGCCCACAGCCUGGCGUUCACAAUCCCCAUCAACAACAGACUAUGAUGAUAACCUCAGCCAACCCUCCCCACCGGACGGCCCGCGACCAGCAGUAUGAGGGGGCCAUCAACAAGGUGUCCAUCCAGCAGUACCAGUCGCCUCUGCCCAUGCCCAUCACCACCACCAGCCCCCGGCCUCAGAGCGCCCGCUGCUUCAUCCAGACUAAAGGCCAGAAGAGUAUGGACGGCUUUCCAGAGCAGCUCUGUGUGAGAAUAGAGAAGAACCCUGGCCUUGGUUUCAGCAUCUCAGGGGGAAUCAGUGGACAGGGGAACCCCUUCAAGCCCUCGGACAUGGGUACAGCCUGAUGGACCUGCCUCCAACGUUCUUCGAC